AUGGCACCGAAAGUACCCACCAUGAUUCCCGUGCACAGCGCGGAAGAUGUCACACGACACCUCACCGACCUCGUCCCAGGUUUGACCAUAACCGAGACAGAAGACAGCUGGGAGAAGAUCUCCGUCGCGCUGCAGCACCUCACAGCGCUAAGCGCCGGUGGCGCCUGCGACUACCCCACCGCAGUCAUACCCUUCCUCAAAACGCACUCCCGGCCCUUCACAUCGGCGCUCUCCUCCGAGCGCUCGCGCCUCUCCGCCGCCGCCUCCGAAGCGCUCUCCGCCCUCGCGUCGGGCCUCGGCCCCGACUUCGAGCCGCUCGUGCAGCUCUACUUCCCGCCGCUCAUACAGCUCACCGCGCGCCCGAAUAAAGUGUUCGUCAGCAGGGCGAAGGCGGCGAUACAUGUUUUGAUCGAGCAGACGCAGCUGCCGGCGCUGUUGAGGCCGCUGUGUGAGGUGCUGAGGGAUAAGAGCGUGACGAUGCGGUUGAUCGCGCUCGAGGGGGUGCUGGCGUGCGUUAAUAGCUUGAAUCCGCCCGAGCUGGAGAAGGAUGUGAGGGCGGGGCUCAUUGAGGGCGCGAUCAAGGCUACCGCUACGGAUGCGGCCGCGGAUGUGAGGAAGGUGGCCAGGAGCGUCUUUGAGGCGUACAGCGUGCUGCUGCCUGCACGUGUGCCAGCGUUUACGUCCGGACUGGACCCAACCACGCGCAAAUACCUCAACGUCACAUCCUCCGCCGCGCCCUCCCGCCCAGCCUCGCAAGCAUCCAUCCGCUCCCGCCCCGCAUCGUCGCUCGCGCACCACGCACCACCGCGCCCCGCGACAUCAAUGUCCACGCGCUCUCUCACAGCCUCCGGCUCGUCCGCGUCCAUCCCGUCAAAGAAGGACAAGGACGUAAAGGAGAAGGCUGUCCCGCUCGCGAGGAGCAUGACCGAUGUGACGCUGAGCGCCAAGGAGAAGGAGAAGGAGAAGACGCAGGUGAAGGAGAAGGUCGUGGAGAAAGUGAGGGAUAAGGCGGCUGUGCCGCCGCGUCGGGCGCUGGCGAACGAUAUGCCGCCGCCACAGACUAUCCCGGCUCGUCGGCCUGCACCACAGGCUUCUUCUUCGUCGACUUCGAUGGCGCACAGGAGAGAGCCUGAUCGUCCACACGCUGCCGCGCCUCCGCUCUCGCGCUCUGGCUCAGCGCCUGUUCGGCCUGACGCCCACGUCCGGCCUGAGCCAACUGCGCUCGUAAGGCCUGAGAUGUCCAGCGGUCCGCGGUCUGCGACUGCUACAUCUACAACAUCUAUGCCGACUACGGCAACGGGGCAGAGCACGCGGGAGAAGCUCAUGGGUAGUGCAGGUGCGCGGAGAGCCGUGGCCCAGAUCGGUGUGGACGAGAAGAAGAGUGCUGCCGAUGAGAAGGAGAGAAAGAUUGCAACGCAGGCUGUUGCUGGACCUUCUACGAAUGCGACUACGCGGCAACGCACGAAGUCCCGUCCGCCACCGUUCAAACCUUCAACGACGACCACCGCUUCUACGGGUGCCACCAGCAAAGCGCCGCCUUCCACCGCUCCGGCAACGAAGUCCACCUUCGCCGCACCAACAGCCUCGAGCGCACGCGCAGGGCCCGCCACCACUAAACCUGGCCCACCGAACCCUCCACCAGCGACCCUCAAACCUCUCCCCGCAUCAUCCAAAGCCGCUCAUCCCGCACCGACCGCGCCGCGUUUUGGUCCCACUAAGACCGCGCCUCCGCUGAGCAAAGCAGCGUCAACCUCCUCGAUCGCAUCCAAGUCAGGCCUCGCGAAGCCUGUAUCGUCGAGCAGAAUACCGCCCGCCGUCAAGCCACCCGGAUACGCCCCUGCGCCCUCUGAGCCGAAGAAGCGCGCGGACCCGACGCAGCCGACGUUAUCGCAGUUGGCAAGGAUGAAUGCGAACGCCGCGUCUAAGAGCUCUGCGUCGACGAAGGCCUCAGCUGCGACGAAGGCGGGAAACACGCGGCCGCUUGCGCUUAGGAAUAAGGCCAAGGCUGCGUUCGUGCCUACUAAGAGGGGCGCGGUGAAGGAAGACGUUAAGGAUGCAAAGAAGGACGUUGGCACGAAGAAGGAGAAGAAAGAGAUGAAGGAGGUGAAGGUCGAAGAGGCGGCUGAGGUGCCGCUGCCAAAGACACCGGACGCGGUGGACGUGCCGUUGCCGAAGACGCCAGAGGCCGUUGAUGUGCCGCUGCCUGAGGCCGAGGAGGAGGAUGACGUGAAGGAGGAGGACGUUGAGGUUGAAGAACUCGAGGAAGAGGUCGAAGUGCCCGAAGUUGAGAUCGAGCACGCAGACGAGGAAAGCGAUACCGCCGCCACCGAGGCCAUCGUCGAAUCUACGCCAUCCAGCCCGCACGACACUCAACCGAACUCCCCCUCCACCGCUGGACCCGCCCUUCCCGCUGCCUCAGACGCAGCAACGCCCCUCCGCACACACUCCUUCCCCGCCCCCGACCCCUCCACCGGCAAAACGCCCAUCUCCUCCCUCGUAGCCGCGAUCCAAGCCGGCUUCCUCCCCACGCCCGGCGGGCCGCACGUUCUCUCGCCUCCAGCGAACUACGCCGCGCCCGGCGAAACGUGGAACGGGUGGCCCGCCGGUAUGGGCGCUUUUGCGCAGGAUCUGACGCCGCGCGGGAACAGGGUGAAUGCAGAGGAAGGGGUGGGCGAGGGGAUGGGCGACGAGACGAUGGAUAUGAGUUUGUGUGGGGAGGGGUGGAAAGUGGGCAUUGUGGGUAUGCCGGGGUACGAGGGGUAUGAGGAGGAGGGGAGCCGGGUCGUGUUGGGCGAGAUGGGGAUUAAUUGA
This is a messenger RNA of Peniophora sp. CBMAI 1063, 2811 nucleotides long. The record is from the annotation of a GenBank genome assembly. NCBI's taxonomy places the organism in Eukaryota, Fungi, Basidiomycota, Agaricomycetes, Russulales, Peniophoraceae.